UCGAGGCAAGAGAAUUCUUGACGUAGGAUGUGGCCCGACUGUUCACAGAAUGGCAGCACCGAGUAAAUAUUUUUCGGAAAUUGUUUUGUCUGAUUAUUCCCAGUACAACCGUGAAGCUGUUCAAGAAUGGUUAAAAGACCAAUCGUCGAAGGAUUGGGAUACUUUGAUGCGAAUGGAAGCAUUACUUGAGGGAUAUGGAAACGUCGAAGAAGGAAUAAACGAAAUUAAACUUCGAUUGCGACAAAAAAUAAAAGAAGUAAUUCCUUGCGAUAUCUUGCAGAAAGACGUCAUUUCCUCGGACGUCGGAAAGUUUGAUGCGUUGUUUAUCUCUUUAUGCUUAGAAGCGGUUUGCACCACAUUAGAGGAUUUUAAAGCGGCUGUUAAAAUAUUUAACAAUUACAUUUUGCCAAAUGGAGGAUUAGUAAUGUAUUAAACUUGGAGAUCAAUAUGAUCUAAAAAAAUCAACAGAAUGCCCUUCGGAUCUUAGAAACAGGGAAAAACUAACCGUUGUUCACCAGGUUGGCAGCAACAAGAUAUUAUUUCAGAAGUUAGCAGUAAUGCUCGAAUGUAAUGUAAGCAAACAAUUCGACUAUUGAAAAAAUUAUGCAGACACGCCAGCAUCUGGUAUAUAAGUCAAGAAAACCUUUCCCAUUACUAAAGCAAGAAGGAACUUUUACUAUGGGCAAGGACAAAUGAGAUGGACGAUACGUGGAAACAUAUCUACUGGACCCACUACUCGCAUGAUUUAAGAAGGGAAAAAAGACUAUAUUCCAAAUGACAACCAGGUAGUGGUUCAGGUAUAA
Centruroides sculpturatus (bark scorpion) is the source of this 803-nucleotide messenger RNA. RefSeq names its product nicotinamide N-methyltransferase-like. The record is from RefSeq and is a predicted model, not a curated record. Gene Ontology annotation, cellular component: cytosol. The coding region runs from base 50 to 433 and encodes 127 amino acids. NCBI's taxonomy places the organism in Eukaryota, Metazoa, Arthropoda, Arachnida, Scorpiones, Buthidae. Gene Ontology annotation, molecular function: N-methyltransferase activity. The transcript is spliced from 3 exons.